Aspergillus clavatus NRRL 1 is the source of this 1500-nucleotide messenger RNA. Its product is annotated as WD repeat protein. NCBI's taxonomy places the organism in Eukaryota, Fungi, Ascomycota, Eurotiomycetes, Eurotiales, Aspergillaceae. The record is from RefSeq and is a predicted model, not a curated record. The transcript is spliced from 2 exons. Gene Ontology annotation, molecular function: protein binding. The coding region runs from base 1 to 1500 and encodes 499 amino acids. Gene Ontology annotation, biological process: TOR signaling; regulation of actin cytoskeleton organization. Gene Ontology annotation, cellular component: TORC2 complex; TORC1 complex.
AUGUCGCAGAAGCCUCAAACACGAUUCAGAGAGUCAAGGAAGGACCUGAUACCUACUUGCCUGGCAUGGGGCACAACCGGUAGCACAAAGAAUAUCCUAUUAGCCGGUAUGUCUGGAAGGUCUGGGGAAGAUGAGGUGGUGGAGAAUGGCCUUCUUACCGCGUGGCAUGUGGGCGAGGCUUCAGUGACCAAACGGCAAUUCCAACCUAGUUCCCAGAACAUCUUUGACAUCAAAUGGCAUCCUAGCUUGCCAAGAUUUGCGACAGCAAGCACAGUGGGACAAAGCCAAGUAUCUCGGAACACCCAGUCUGUGGUGCGCGUGUUUGAGCCAUUAAUGUGGAAAUCACCGAUGAUUGAGUUUGAGUGUCCUGCUUUGGAUAUCAAUGACAUCACCUUCUGUCCAUAUAAUCUACACUAUGUAACCGCCAGCUGCACGGAUGGGGUUACAUAUGUAUGGGAUUUCCGCAAGCAUGAUCAAGUCCUUCUCAAACUUUGUCAUGGCGAACCUCUGCAUCAACUUGAUAUGAACCGCUCCAGGGAGCAGCAGGAUAUAGGCGUCGGGAUGGCCUUAUGGGGGAAUGAGAGUGGUGAAUUCUAUACAGGGGCUUCAGAUGGGAUUGUCAAGCAGUGGGAUAUACUGCGCUCUCAGAGAGACGCACCUACUCGCACCAUUUUCGAACUUAAAGAAGAGAUCACCUGUGGUGCCUUUUCCGGCGAUCGCUCGCAUCUCCUUCUCGGGGAUGCGGGUGGAGGCAUCCAUAUCCUCUCUCCAAACAUACCUUAUAGUGAAGAUGAGGAGAGAGAUGGCCGUGACACAAGCAUGGAAUUUAAGCAUGCCUCCUGGCCGCCCCGUGAUGACCAUGGUCCAGAUCCAGAAUCCGGUGUUGCAUCCGCUCGGGAGCUCUUGAACUCGGGUAGACUAAAACGACACCCCAACUAUGGAGUGGGACAGGGCCCCCUGUAUGAUGGACCUUUUGCCAGCUGGGCUCGCCCACUAGGGACUCAUCCGUCCCUUCUCAGAUGCACUGAUCUUAAUCCAGCUGUGAAGCUUGUCCAGCUCGAUGGGCUGCCUCUCGAAUGCCGCCCUGGAUUAGAUGGAAUUGCUCGCAAAACAAUAGAAGCUCACAGAAAGAUGGCCAAGAUCCGCAAUGGUCAGCCCCACGAGCACAAACGGAAAAUAGAUGUCGCCUUCGUGGAUCUUUGCAGUGAAGACGAUGAGGGCGAGCGAUGUCCGCGUACAUCUGGUGGCUUGAAGAGACGACCGGCAGCUGUACGACGUUUUAAGGGAUCAUUCAUUGGCUUUUCUAACCUUGACUGCGAGGUUAUCGAUCUGACAGGUGACACCUCAGAAGAUGAUGCGAUGGCUGGAACGCCUGAGCCUAGCGCGUCCUUUCCUGAUUUAAGAGGUUUACUAGAAACGCUCAGAGAAGAUGUGGAAGAGGAUUUCUGGUGGCCAGCGAGCAACAUGAUCGAUCCUAACUUUCCACAAGGAAAUGCCUAG